Culicoides brevitarsis is the source of this 2277-nucleotide messenger RNA. RefSeq names its product glutamate [NMDA] receptor subunit 1-like. The record is from RefSeq and is a predicted model, not a curated record. Gene Ontology annotation, cellular component: membrane. The transcript is spliced from 10 exons. Bases 1 to 2160 code for a protein of 719 amino acids. Lineage: Eukaryota; Metazoa; Arthropoda; Insecta; Diptera; Ceratopogonidae. Gene Ontology annotation, molecular function: ligand-gated monoatomic ion channel activity.
AUGAAAACUUUACACAGAAAAGGAAGCACUUAUGCAGCGCUCGCGGUAAGAUCAAUAGAAGCUUCUGAAACUCAUCAAAUCAGCAAGAAACAGGUGCAUGAGUUCGUGAUUGAAUAUUUAAAGCGAGUUCACCUGAGUAUUUGCACGAUUAUUGCUCAUGAUGAGGAACAAAUUGAAAGCUUUGGAGAUAUUGAUCCUUUGCCAUUUUAUGAGGAAAAGAUUUAUUUGAAAUUUUCUGAUGGUUCUGAGGAAAUUGUCGUUGAUGAUUUUGGAGCUCCUCAAGCGUUUUUGGUCGAUAUGGAUUACGAAGAUAAUUUUAAAGUGCUUGAAAUGGCUUCGUCCAAAAAUCUCUUCAACGCGACAUUCCAUUGGAUCCUCACCGUCACCUCUCCGCAACAGCAACUCGUCGUCGCCACCAUCAAUAAUUGGUUCAAUGAAUUGAAUAUUCACGUUGAUUCGAAAAUAACUGUGGUCAACCUGCUCGGCAGCAACAACGAUGCACGCGAAACGGCGACCAACAGCAGCACAACUACAACAAAACAAGGUCAUCAACAAGUAUCGCUCUAUGAUAUAUGGAAACCAAGUCAUCGUCAUGAUCCACGACGCAAAGUAAAUAUCAAUUUACUCGGAUACGGAAUUCUCCCAUCAUUACCAUCGACCUCAUCAAAGCAAAAACCUUUAAUUUAUUUUAAUGAUGUCACGACGAUGUCACUAAAAGAACGAAAUGCCGAGAGGAAGAGAAAAUCAUCGCCAUUCGCGGCAAUUUCUAAUCGUCUCGAGCGGCGUCGUGACAUGGAAGGGACAAUGUUGCGAGUGACGGUUGUGAUUCAGCAAAGGAUUCAUGAGCCGUUUGAGCUUUAUUUGAAGCACACUUAUAACUUGCAUCUCGAUUCGAUGCAUCGCAUGAACAUGGCAAUUCUCGAGCAUUUUCGGUGGAUGCACAAUUUGACGUUUCACGUGAGACGCGUCAAGUCUUGGGGAUAUCCGGUAAACGAUACGUGGGACGGGAUGGUAGGAAGUUUGUUACGAGAUGAGGCAGAUCUCGGGGGAAGUCCCAUUUUUUACUACAAAGCACGUCAGCAGGCAGUUACGGGUGUCGGUUAUACAGCGCUUGAACGGCCGUGUUUCUUCUUGCUGCAGCCAUACGAUCCGAAUGCAUUACGGAAUAUCUUCUUGCUGCCAUUCUCCACAAAUGUUUGGAUUUGCAUCCUAUUGUGCUGCGUGCUCUUUAUCUUCGUCAUGUUCGUCUUCUAUGAUUUCGAGCACAAAGUUACAUCUAGUGGAAACGCCUGGUUGAAAAAAUUCGUGAAAGGUCCUCAAAAGAAAAAACAAAAAGCUAGAAAAACAGAAAAUGUCUCGAAACCUCAUGCGAUAAAUUUUUGGUUCGAUUCGUUGUUGUUGCUCACUGGAGUAAUUUGUCAACAAGGUCUCGAAAAAUCCGUCAAAUCAAGCGCAAGUCGUUGUUUCGGCCUGUUUUUGCUUGUUUUUGGUUUCCUCAUUUAUCAAUUCUACUCCGCCAGCAUUGUGAGUGCAUUAUUAAUGGAAAAACCCAAAACUAUCAAAACACUCCGUAACUUGAUUGAUAGCCCGUUAGAGCUGUACAUUGAUAACAACAUCUAUAUGAAAAAUCAUUUCAAGCAUACAAAAGAUCCCCUGGCUAUCGAAUUGUACAACAAAAAAGUUGUAGUUUUUAAUAAGAACACGAUGCAAAACGAAUUUCACUAUGUCGAUUUCGACGAAGGGAUGCGCAUGAUACGACGAGGCAAAGCGUUCCACGUACAAGAUGCCCAGGCAUACAAAGUAAUCAAGGACACAUUCACCGAAAUGGAGAUUUGUGACUUGAUCGAGAUAAAUUUGAUGCCACAAUAUAUCAAGAAGUUGCAAAUGAUUGUGCAAAAAGUUUCGCCAUUUCGCAAAAUUUUGGCCUACAGUAAUCGUCGCAUCACGGAACACGGGAUUAUGGCACGAGAACGGAGAUUUUGGAGAUCGCCAAAGCCCAAAUGUGUACGGCAAAUACACAAGGAAGACUUUCAAGUUCGUGUGGAAUUUAUCUACUCGGUGCUCAUAUUUCUAUCUGCUGGCUACGUUAUAAGUUGUGCAAUACUUUUGCUGGAAAUAUAUUUUGUGAAAUAUUGUAAUAAUAAUCAUCAUCGCAUGUAAUUCCAAUGUACUUGCUCUGCUAUGUCUCCCUCACUCCAGCACACACACACAUGACUAAACAUUGUUCAAGAGGCAAAAGGAUGCAAUUUAAAUUUUGUUCAACAUUUCGAAGUUGGU